Molecule: messenger RNA, 1053 nt
Organism: Aspergillus niger
Lineage: Eukaryota; Fungi; Ascomycota; Eurotiomycetes; Eurotiales; Aspergillaceae
Gene: adhA
Product: alcohol-dehydrogenase adhA from patent WO8704464-A-Aspergillus niger
Exons: 3
Coding region: 1-1053 (350 amino acids)
Molecular function (GO): oxidoreductase activity; zinc ion binding
Source: RefSeq, a predicted model, not a curated record
AUGACUAUCCCGGAGAAGCAAUGGGCCCAAGUGGUCGAGAAGAAGGGUGGACCCCCUGUCUACAAGCAGAUUCCGGUGGCAAAGCCUGGCCCGGACGAGAUCUUGGUCAAGAUCCGGUAUACCGGGGUUUGCCAUACCGACUUGCACGCCAUGAAGGGUGACUGGCCACUCGGGUUGAAGCUUCCCCUCGUGGGCGGACAUGAAGGAGCUGGCGUGGUCGUCGCCACGGGUGACCUCGUCAAUGAGUUCGAAGUUGGAGAUCACGCUGGUAUCAAAUGGUUGAACGGAUCCUGUUUGGCUUGUGAGUUCUGCAAGCAGGCCGAGGAGCCCCUGUGUCCUCACGCGUUGCUAUCCGGUUACACCGUCGAUGGUACGUUCCAGCAGUAUGCCAUCGCCAAGGCCAGUCAUGCGUCGAAGCUCCCGAAGGAAGUUCCCCUUGAUGCUGUCGCUCCCAUCCUCUGUGCUGGUAUCACUGUCUACAAGGGAUUGAAGGAGUCUGGUGCUCGUCCCGGCCAGACCGUCGCCAUUGUCGGCGCCGGAGGUGGACUCGGAUCGCUGGCUCUGCAGUAUGCUAAGGCAAUGGGGCUUCGCACCAUCGCCAUCGACGGUGGUGACGAGAAGAAAGCUAUGUGCGAGAAACUCGGAUCGGAGGCAUACAUCGACUUUAAGACAUCCAAGGAUGUAGUUGAGGACGUCAAGGCAGCCACUCCGGAAGGCCUUGGUGCCCACGCUGUGAUUCUUCUCGCUGUGGCCGAAAAGCCCUUCCAGCAGGCAACCGAGUACGUUCGCUCCAAGGGUAGUGUCGUCGCUAUUGGCAUGCCAGCCGGCGCAUUCCUUCGAGCCCCUGUCUUCAACACCGUUGUCCGUAUGAUCAACAUCAAGGGAAGCUACGUUGGCAAUAGGCAGGAUGGCGUAGAAGCAGUAGACUUCUUUGCCCGCGGACUCAUCAAGGCUCCGUUCAAGACGGCUCCUUUGGAGGAUUUGCCGCGCAUCUUCGAACUGAUGGAACAAGGCCAGAUCGCCGGUCGGUAUGUCCUUGAGGUGCCUCAGUAA